GGCGAAUUGACCGGUUUUGGUUUGAGAAAAUACAAUGAUGCUGCCUUUAAUCCCUGAUAUCUUUGUGAUUGUUUGCCUGCUGAUGCUGCAGAGCCAGGCCUUUAUCACCAGAGAAAUCAUAGUGACUGAACACGUGACCUUCCCCUGUACCUGCUCUGGAAAUUGUCCGGUGGUUCAGUGGAUGCGCUUUAUUCCCAGUAAAGUCGUUAUCGCAAGAAUUUCCACGUGUCAAAGUGAACAGCAUUGUCAGAAAAGAUUUGCCGUAUCAGGAGACACUAACAGAGGGGAUUUCUCCCUGACAAUCGCUUCAGUAUUUUACAAUGACAUCGGCUCCUACAGGUGCACCUGUAAUGGAACAUCAGUUACUGAAGUUAAAUUGAAGAUUUUAGUUCCGACAGUUGUAAAGGCUUUCAAAGGGGAAAACGUCACACUGCCGUGCUACGGAGACACUCGGAAUGAUGUUAAAGAUGUAAAGUGGAAGAAAGCCGGACAAAAGGUUCUGCUGUACUGUACGGCUAACAGAUCAGUGACUACAUCAGAACCUCGAUUUUCAUUAUCAGAAGACUUUCUCCAUGGUGAUCUCUCUCUUCAUAUCAGUUCAGUUCACCAGUGUGAUGCAGGACUUUAUCAGUGUCUCAUCCAUGAUGAAUCUCAGGAAGGAGAACCAAAAGCUGUUCUACUGGAGGUAAAAGGGCAACAACAAUCAACAACCACGAACAAUGCAGUUUCAAUACUGUGUGCGCUACUAGGAUUGAUCAUUUUGGUAGGAAUCAUCGGACUAAUCAUUGGCAUUGUAAGAAGAUGCUGUAAAUCCAGGACCCCAGGACGCCACUAAAUUUACAGUGAGAUUUAAAGGCACUAAAUUUACCAUGGGAUUUUUUAAAUUAUA
Messenger RNA from Clarias gariepinus (North African catfish), 889 nucleotides. RefSeq lists its product as uncharacterized. Gene Ontology annotation, biological process: positive regulation of T cell proliferation; T cell costimulation; cell surface receptor signaling pathway. The transcript has 5 exons. The record is from RefSeq and is a predicted model, not a curated record. Lineage: Eukaryota; Metazoa; Chordata; Actinopteri; Siluriformes; Clariidae. The coding region runs from base 35 to 835 and encodes 266 amino acids. Gene Ontology annotation, cellular component: external side of plasma membrane.